GCAUCCAGCAGAACCAUCAGCCUUCAGUGGGAAUGGGUAUGCUGGGGGCCUAGCAGGAGCACAAUUAGGCCCUGUAAGGAUUCACAAAAUUAAAGUCACUGAAGAGUUACAGUUUGUGUAUCUGAGCAGGAAAUGUUGAGUGUUUGCAGGCAGCCAAUAAAGCAGAGAUCACAGCCCAGCUGACUCACCGGCAGGAAAUCUGCAGCUGCUUUUGAAUGCAGUGAGCCGGCUCACACUUGGUAUCGCAGCAGUUUCACUCCAUUCCACAGUUGUGUGUUUGUGUUUCCAGAGCCAGCCAUCAAGAAAUGGCCAAUCCAUUACCUGUGGUGGCCCAGGAAGAUUUGGAAAGCUUUGCCUUGACCAGGACAGGCUCAGGCUUUGCUCUCAAAGCCUUUCAUAUUUCCUGGAGCACUCCCAUCUCUGUGAAGCUGCUGACCAGCCAGGACACCACAGACAGGGAGUGGAAGUUUCUACUUCAGGACAUAGCAAAUGUCAGACACUGUGAGUCUGAACGUCUCCUGCCUUUCCUUGGGAUUUACCAGUGCCAUGGACUUGUGGGGAUAGUGACUGAAUGGAUGAACAAUGGAUCACUCCACUCCCUCAUCCAUGAGCAUCAGCUGUACCCAGAGCUUCCCUUUGCCUUACUCAUAAGGAUCCUGUCGGAUGUGGCUGAAGGGCUGCACCAUCUUCACAGCCUGGGACCUGCUCUCUGCCACUGCAGCCUGAAACCUUCCAACGUGCUUUUGGAUGUGCAGUACAGAGCCAAGAUAUCGGAUUAUGGCCUAACCAACUGGAGGAAACAGCAGCUGAGGUCAGACCUGCAGAACUGCCAGCAGAGAAUCUGCCAGGAUUUAGUGUAUCUUCCUCCUGAAAUACUUGAAGGAGGGCUCCCUUCCCAGGAAGGUGAUAUUUACAGUUUUGGAAUCCUGUGUUGGGAGAGCCUCAGCAGACAGAAACCUUUUGAAGGCCAAGGAACCUUGCUCAAUGUUUUGAGAGGAAUCUGCAGCAGUUUGCGGCCAGGCAUUUCAGAAAAGUUCAUACCAAGCAAUUUGCCUGAGAGGAAUAGACUGCUGCACCUCAUUGCUCUGUGCUGGCAUCAAGAAGCAGAUUACAGACCACAUACUGCAGAAUGUGUACACCUUCUAAAUGGAGUUUUGACUAGUAUAAAUAAGGAUGUAAUUUCUGCAGCAAUCUACAAUUUGAUGGAUGCAAAGGAGAGAGCGCUUAACGCCUGCAAAGGCUCACAGACCUACACCCUGCAGAGAGGCACCUGCAAUGCCGAGAUCAUCUGUCCACAAAAAGCCAACUGCUUAAUCAGCAAGAAAAUUCCUCUUGUAGUGCCAAGCUCAUCAACUGUUCUACUUGAUAGCAGUGCAAAUACAGCAGGAAGAGAUAAUAUUGAGAUGGGUGUGUCAAGUGCUACCCCACAGAAUGCAGCAGCAACCAAAGAUCACCCAGGCUCUGAGAGAAGAAAAUCAAGCUCCUUUUGCACAAAUCCUUCAUCUGGUUCAACUGCAGGCAAAGAGAGCAGUCAGCAUAACUCCCCAGCACUGGCUCUUCAGCACAGAGCACAGCCAAUGCCCCUUGGACAAGCAGUGACAGGUCCUUGCAGCAAAGGAAACUGCUGUCAAAUCCUUGCCUGCCAGAGACAGAGCAUACUGAGCUGCAUGACAGAAGGGCUCCUCAACCACGUGCUGGACGUGCUGCGCUCGCAGCAGACCCUGUCCCGAGUGGACUACGAGAGCAUCACCUCGUGCCCCACGGUGACCGCCCGCGCCCGGGCGCUGCUGGACACCUGCCUGUGCCUCGGCGAGAGGGCAGCACAAGCUGUGGUGGCUGCACUGUCAGUGAACAAAUGCAGUCCUCUGGGACAAGUCAUUCAUGCCCAGACUGUCCUUCCAAGGUAAACAGGCUGUUGUUGUGACUGGUUUUAUCCACAGUCUGUUGUAUGCAUCUGAGCUCUAGUUAUUUGUGAUGGCAAAGGUUCACGUUGGUGUCUCACAACCCAUUGACCAAAGGCAAUUCUUCCUACAGCCCGUUAUUUGAGUACUGUAGUGGUAGUGUAGUGGUACUGUAGUGGAAAAAGCUAACUGGAUUAAAAGGUCAAGUCAAAUGCUGCCAACGGAAAUUGCCAAGACUGGUAAAACAAAUGAUUAUUUGGACCUCGGAGGUGGGAAAAGUGCAAUAUGUGCCAGAGCAAACAGAGUUCAAGUGAGAUGACACCUUAUUUCCUUAAGUUUUUUUCAUUAGAAUGGAGGAAAAUGAAUCAUGACCUUUUUGGAAGUCACAGUAUGGAAGAAUGGCUAUUUAGAAAUACUUCCAAAUAAGGAUAAUGAAAGAAUACCGGAUGAGGAGAAAAAAUUUACUGCCUUUCACUACACUCAUAUCUGAGGCAGCUGUUACAGUGAAAAGCUUCAGAGAAUCAAGAGAUAUUUCUUCAGUAGGGCCUUAAGUAAGACUUGGAAGUUUUAUAUUUUGCAUAUAAAUUACUUCAUUUUCCUCACAAAUGGUCAUAUGAAAACGUAGCAGUACUUACAUCAGUACUUUGGAGAUGUGGGACUUGGAGUACUCAGUAAAUGGAGAAACGAUAACACUUUAUAUCCCUGUAUCUCUCUAAACAUGUCUGCAGCUCAAAUGUAAAAUUAAACCAGGCAGAAGAGGUGCCAAGCUGAUAAUUUUGAAAUAGUGGUUCUGCUGAACUGUUGUCAUGGUUGUACUCUAAUGGGAGACAGCCUGGGAAUACUGGUUUUGUAGCUCUGGCCUGGACUCCCCCACGGUCACAGAUGCUUUGGAGUGUCCUGCUGCUGCUUGAACUCACCCUCAGGUCAUGGACCCUCUGGCUUGAGUUCACAUGGAGUUCCAGUCUGUCCAGUCCAGCAGCACUGAAACAUUGCUGUUAUCAGAACGUUCCCAGGCACAGUGGAGGAAGAUAAGUGGUACAACAGGCAGUGAAAACAACAGCCCAGCCACUAACAAGCACCAGACACUCCUGUACAGAAGGCAAACAAGUCCCAUGGCAAGCACAGGAGUCACUCAACAGAUCAACAGCAACUGUAGCUACAAAUGAGAUCCAGCACAUUCCAGUAAAAUCUGUUGUUACCUUGAACCCUUCAAGCUUCACACUGGAUGCUGAAAAGAACAUUUGUCCCAGCAGACAACUAUGCUCCACAACAGUAAAGUGAGAAAACCUGUUGGCUGAGAGCCAGACAAUUUAACAGGUAAAGCAAAAGCUUCACACAAGCAAAGGAAAAUGUGGAAUUAAUUCACCACUUGCCAAGGACAGGCAGGUGUCCAGCCCUCUCCAGGAAAGGAGAGCUCCAUCCCACGUAAUGGUUGCUUAAGAAGACAAAUGCCAUCACUCCAAACGUCCUCCCCUUCCUCCUUCCCUAGCUGAGCUUGAUGCCACAUGGUCUGGAGUAUCCCUUUGGCCAGCUGUGGGCAGCUGUCCCAGCUCAUCCUCCCCCAGCUCCUUAUGCACCCCCAGCCUCCUCCCUGGUGGGAUGAGGCCAGAAAGGCCUUGGAUCUGUGUGAGCUCUGCCCAGCAGUAACAAAACAUCCCUGAAUUGUCAACGCUGUUUGCAGUACAAAUUCAAAAUACAGCCCCAUACUAGCUCCUAUGGAGAAAAUUAACUCUAUCCUAUUUGAAAGAGAAAUAAUAAGAUUACUUUCUGUAUGAUGAAAAUAAUGAUAAAAGGUGCUGGAGUUUUAAAGGCCCAGUGGGGUUUAUUCAAGCUUCGUGGCACCAGAUUAACAUGAGAACUUGUUAUACCAUCUACAGGUAUUUCAAAUGCAAAACCAUGUUAUUUGUUUCCCUAUGUUGCUUUUGUUCUCUCUGCAGUUUCACAGUUCUCAUUGAAUUCAGUCAUUUGGCUGAUUGGAAAUGCAGUAAUGAUGUGUUGUCUGGGCACAGUUAAGAAACAAGAAAUAUGCUACAUCAAAGUUUCCAGCUAUGAUGCUACUGGAACCAUAAACUUUUUUUUUCCCAUUAUUUCAUUAAACUUUGAGACUGCCUUGAAUUAAAAUAUUGUUACAAUUAAAAGCAAUGUCUGUCAGAAUAUGUUGACAAUAGUUUUCCUUAUUAAAAGAGCUAAAUAUUUAUUUCACAGCUGAUUUUUUUUUUUUUUCACUUUAAAAUCUACACUUUAAAUGGGAAAUUUCAACAGUCUCUGCUAUAAAAGAAUGUCUUGCUUGUGAGGAAAGGAACUGCUGUCAUGGUGUUUUGCCUCUUUGGAAGGCAUAAGAUACUCAGUACAACACAUAAACAUUCACCUGUGAGAAAUAGUUACAGACCUUUAAAAGAGAAACUAGCAAUAUUGUUGAAACUUAAUAGCAGCUUUCAAAAUAAUUCCAUUUAGUUGUUCCGCUGGACACUUUAUGCUCCUGUUAAAGAUAUGCUGGCUGGCAGGCUAUGCUGAAUUUUUGUCAUUGUGGUUUUGACACAGAAACAGUUUUGGCUCUUUUCUAGAAGCAGCUGCCUACUUGAGAAUAAAAUCUGAUGCCAAACCUAAGCCCAGUCUUAACUGUUAGUGGAAGAACUGGCAUCGAAACGGUGGGAGCACAAGCUGCCUGCUUUUCCAGUGUGGUAUUUUUCAAGAGAUGGUACACAUUGUACACAUUUGUUGAAAUGAAACUGUUGUUGAUACAAAAAGUUUUGCUACCAAACUAAAAUACAGGGACGUGAAACUAGCAGCAUUUUUUCUCACCAAAAAUACAUUCUCUCAUAAGGCCUGUAGUGUGAGCUGUUAAAAAUAUCUCAUGUUGAUCAUUGGUAUGAAAUAUCAAACUGCUGAAAGCUUAUGGUAUUUUGCUCCUGCCCAAGCUUGUUCAUUAGCUGAGACUUCUAUGGUACUCACCUCCGUUUUCUGCAGUUACCGUGACAUUAUGAAACAAUGUAGAAUAAAUGGCACUGAGUAGGAGUAAAGAUAGAAGAAUCAAACUGUUCUUUAGUAUCUGUGGAAAGAAACAAGACUUGAAUGUGAAGAACAACUGGAGUUGCAGGAAGGAAAUAUGAAACCUGGGUAUCUCUAGAAAACAGCAAGGAGAAUAAUAAAACCAAGUCACUUCAGGACUGAUCAUAUAAACUGAUUAGUAAAACUCUGUUGCAGUUACUCAGAAAGUAAUUAAUAGUCAUUAAAAAUGACAAGCUGUACAAAUUUUAUGAAACUAUUUAAAUUUAUUAAAGGAAUGGUAAGCAGA
Passer montanus (Eurasian tree sparrow) is the source of this 5196-nucleotide messenger RNA. RefSeq names its product receptor-interacting serine/threonine-protein kinase 2-like. The transcript has 13 exons. Bases 306 to 1907 code for a protein of 533 amino acids. Gene Ontology annotation, molecular function: JUN kinase kinase kinase activity; ATP binding. NCBI's taxonomy places the organism in Eukaryota, Metazoa, Chordata, Aves, Passeriformes, Passeridae. The record is from RefSeq and is a predicted model, not a curated record. Gene Ontology annotation, biological process: protein phosphorylation; regulation of apoptotic process.